Anthostomella pinea is the source of this 606-nucleotide messenger RNA. NCBI's taxonomy places the organism in Eukaryota, Fungi, Ascomycota, Sordariomycetes, Xylariales, Xylariaceae. The record is from the annotation of a GenBank genome assembly.
AUGGCAACUGGAGCCCCCUCUGAGAUGGCCCAGACCCAGGCUCAUGCCGACUCAUCUGGCCCCUCAUUUGAGUCGCACGACAUCAGGACGACAAGGAUCAACGAGGGCCCUGGAGUCACGCUGUCACAGCAGCAGAAAGUCCUUGUCGGCAGCGUUCUCGAUCUCUUCGAGGGCAACCCGACGCUCAAGCACCUCGGAUUCUGGUCGCGUAAUGCUCUCUUCACGGAUCCUCUCACCGUCGCCCAGGGCUACGACAAAUACGCCGCGCAGUGGUACGGAUUGCCAGCCGUCUUUAGCCCCAUCAAGAUCCAGAACCACACUGUUACGUCGGCGGGCAAUCCCAUUGAGAUGAACCUGUCAAACAAGUACGUGGUCAAGGGUAUCAAGAAGGAACAGGUCAUCGACUCGGUCGUGCGUAUUCACGUUGGCAACGACGGCAAGAUUGACAAGGUCGAAGACAGGUGGAACAACAAGUUGCCCGAAGGCAGUAUCAGCGAAGCAUUCCGAAAGCUCAAUGCUGUCACUGUUCCUACCAUUGUCAAGGUGCCGAAGAACGACGAAGAAGAUAUGAAGAUGAAAGCAGUUCGAGAUGCCAAGUCCUCCUAG